Molecule: messenger RNA, 1074 nt
Organism: Pyricularia grisea
Lineage: Eukaryota; Fungi; Ascomycota; Sordariomycetes; Magnaporthales; Pyriculariaceae
Exons: 2
Coding region: 1-1074 (357 amino acids)
Biological process (GO): replication fork processing; DNA damage response; replication fork arrest
Cellular component (GO): nucleus; replication fork protection complex
Molecular function (GO): DNA binding
Source: RefSeq, a predicted model, not a curated record
AUGUCUACCUCUAAAGCAAAACAGCCGUCUAUUCCAGCCCUCGACAAUUACCUUCCCGACGAUGAGGAUUUCUUCGACCCCUUCGCUUCGCCUACCAACUCUCCCAAUCAGAGCCCCAAGACUAAGGGCGGGGCCAAACGCAAUGAACCAGACGGAGGUCUGGGUAUAGACGAAGAGGUUUCUGUUGCGAAGCGUGCUAGAGUCCCGCGCGUCAAACUCGAUGAAACACGACUCCUCUCGGAUAAGGGAAUACCUGCUCUCCGUAAGCGGGCAGGAACACUCAAGCUCAAGGGCAAGGGGCACGAGUUCUCAGACGCGGCCCGACUUUUAUCCUUCUACCAACUCUGGCUCGACGACCUUUUCCCCAAGGCCAAAUUUCUCGAUGCCUUGGCUAUGGUAGAGAAGGCUGGCCACAAGACCACCAUGCACAAGGCACGCACAGAUUGGAUCAAUGACCUGAAGCCCAACAUGUUAGCCCCCUACAAUGACGAACAGGCCGAGAUUGGUAAUGCUCCAGCAGCGCAACCGCAGUCGUCUAGGAUAGCUCCAAUCUUCGAAAAACGGCAAACCAAGGACAUAUCUAGUGUGCCGGGAGGGGGUAGCAAUACUGUGGAUGACUUGUUCGGCGGUGAUGAUCUCGGCGAAAUCUAUGAUGCCACCCCCAAGGCUAUCAGGACUAUUGGAGAGCCAGACGAUGAUGAUAUCGAAGCUUUGAUGGCCGAGGCGGAAUCUUCGACAAGCCACCCAGCGCCUGUGGCCAGGAGUCUAUUCGGUUCUGGAAGACCGUCCAAGACUGGUACGGAGUCACAACACGCAAAUGAUUCCCCAAAUGAAGAAGACCUAGAUGCGCUCAUGGCGGAGGCAGAAAUGCACACAAUAUCCCACGGCUCAUCUGGGACUCGGAAAGAACAGGGACAGGUUGAUCUUGGGAACGAGGAUGACGACCUGGACGCGUUAAUAGCGGAGGCCGAAGGUGUGCUGAAACAGAACCCAGCGCCAUUGCAAAAGACGCAGGACAAAACGAGUAGUUUCGACGACGAAGAGGCAGCUAUGGCUGAGCUGGACUUAUGGUGA